This is a messenger RNA of Penaeus indicus, 3497 nucleotides long. It is a transcript of the gene twy, whose product is annotated as trichohyalin-like. Gene Ontology annotation, cellular component: ciliary basal body; ciliary transition fiber; centriole. Gene Ontology annotation, biological process: cilium assembly; establishment of epithelial cell polarity. The record is from RefSeq and is a predicted model, not a curated record. The transcript is spliced from 18 exons. The coding region runs from base 33 to 3362 and encodes 1109 amino acids. Lineage: Eukaryota; Metazoa; Arthropoda; Malacostraca; Decapoda; Penaeidae.
AGUUGUUUAGCAGCUUAUUGCACUGCUAUAUCAUGAGUGAUUUUGAUAUUAGUGGCUCUGAUUCUGAGCCUGUCUCAGACAUCAACCCAGAGGAGAUGGCUAAGUUAAUGGCAGAUUUAGGUGAUAUCGAUGAUGUUUUUAAAAGUUCUGAAAAGCCUCCUGCAAAGAUCAAGCUUACGGCUGAAAAGGAAAUGACCAGAGAUGAAGGCCAACGGGUCACAUUUGAUAAGAAGCAGCCAGAAGAGGAUGAUGAUUGGGAUGCUGAUGAUCUCUUGCAGUCUGAUGAUGAUAUUCCAAAAAUGAAAACACAGAAAUCUAAAUCUCCAGGUAAGCAUAUUAAGUCAGCCAGUCCUGAAAGCAAAAUUACUCGCAGUGAUGGCAAAGAUAGAAGAAACUUAACCAAAACCAAGCUAAUGGCUGACUUAUUUACUGGGAAUUCUGAGGAUAAAAUAGAAAUACCAGCAAAGAGUAGAUCAGAACUGUCUUCUGCAUCUGAUGUAGGACCAGCAAAGAAAGAUAAGAGCAAGCUCAUGGCAGAGCUAUUCGGAAGUAAUGAUGCUGCAAUAGAAGAAAGUUCUCACAUUAGACAGAAUAUAAAAAAAUCAAAAGAUGAGGUCACUUUUGAUGAUGAUGAUGAUUUAUUUAGUGGUUUUGGGGAGUCCAAAAAAAAAACAAAGGCUGUUUCUGACUCUCCAAAAGGUAAAGGUUUCCUUGACAGCUUAUUGGCAAAAAGUAAUGCCUCAGAUAAUAAACAAACAGAUAAGAAAAAAUCUUCAGAAUUUAUUUUGGAUGAUAAAUACAAAAAUAUGAGUAAAGCAAAGAAAAAAGAACAAGAAAGUUUUGGGGAUUACAUGCCAUCUGCUGGAAAACCUGAUAGUCCUCUGAGAAGGACACCAAAGAAGGCACCUGCCAGUGACCCUUUUGAUAUUUUUGGUGAUAAAGAACCAAGAAGACCCAAAGCAAGAUCAGCUCAGAGAAAGACUUUAGAAUCAGAUGAUGGUAUAAAAGGGAAUAUGCAGAGUAAGAAAGGACCAAGUAGACAGUUGGAGAAGGAAAAGGGGACAAAAAAUGAAAGUGAUUUAAAUAAAGGAGAUGCAGAUAGUUCAUUUAAGCAGUUACAGUCAGAAAGUCAGAGAAAAGAUGUUGAAGGUGGUGGUAAAAGUGACUGGCUGUUUGAUGGUUUGGAAAGUGAAACGCAUCAAAUGAAGAAGGCAGAAACAGCAUUUAAAUCAGCUGAACUAAAAGAUGAUAGCAUCCAAAGAAUCUCACCCUCAGUCAGCAAAAGUCCGGACUGGCUUGGGAGCCUUUUAUCAACAGACACGAAACACUCAAGUGAAUUUAAACAGGCAUCUUCUGUAAGCAACAUCUCUGCUGGCAUUUCCACUCCAUCAGCUCAAAAGCUAAAAGAAUCCCUACAUUCUAGAAGGGAAGACAAGGGAGAGGCCCACCCAUCUCACACUUCCAGUUCUUUAGCUCCUGUCAUGCAAACACCAUCAGAUACAGAUGGCAUGCAACUGCAGUUACUAAAAGAACAGCAAGAAGCUCAGGUACAAGUAGCUGCUCAGAUAGAAGCUCAGCGUGAACAAAAUUCUCAAUUAACAUCGCAGAUAAACCCCCAACAGAUGGCUGAUGAAAUAAUGAAGCAACAGCAAGCUACAAUGAAAAGGUACCAGGAAGCAAUGUUAAACAUGAGGCAAAUGACUCUUCCACCUCCUCCUGUGAUAAAUAUGAAUACAAGUGGCGAUGAUGACCACCUUAAGGAAUUGACGGUUAAAUUACGGAGUGCAGAAAUCGAAGUUGCAAGAUUGCAAGCUGAACUGGAGUUGAUUCAUAAUCAACAUUCAAAAGAAAUAUCAAUAUUGGAAAAUGCUAAUGUAAGAAGGAUGAAUAUAGAAAAAGAGGUUUGGGAACAGACAGAAAAGCACUUACGAGAAGAGAGAGACUCUGUAGUGAAUGAACUACAGAGCAAGCUCUCCACCUUACAGUUAGAGAAGGACAGCUUGGUAACUGCAUAUGAAGUUCAGCUGGGACAUGUGAAGUCUGAGUGGUCUCAGGCAUUAGAAAGGACUAAGGAAUUAUACAUGGGAAUAAUGGAGAAGAUGAAAGAAGAACACAAUGCAGCUCUACAAAGGAUUACUGAUCUAAAAGAACUAGAGCUGAAAGCAGCUGUCUCUGCCACAGGACAUGUAAGGGAGAUGGAGGUGGUGAUGAAUCAGCUAGAAAGUAAUGCAUCCAACCUUUCAGAGAUUACAGCAGUCAUUAACAGCAAACAAGAUUCAGCACUGGAAAUGAUGCAAAGAUCACUGAAGAUUAAGGAGAAACAGCUACAGGAUUUUGAAGCCCAGCUUGCAGCUACACAGGUAGAAAAUGAAAGUGAGAGAGGGAGGCUUAAUGCUCUCAUUCAUAGACUGGAAAAUACUUUAGUUCAACAAGGGUCAGAGGUUGAAAAAGAAAGAUGGAGCUUUGCACAGAAACAAAUGAAGAUUGAAAUAGAAAGACAAGCCAUAGCAGAAGAAAGAAGACAUUUACAGUUUAGUGUAGAAAGCGAGAGACAGAACCUUGCUAAAACUCGUGAAAUGUUAAUAGAGGAACACCGAGGAAUGCUGCAGGAUAUAGCAAAACAGAAACAAGAGAUAGAGGCACAACAAGCACAGUUAAAAAAGAAGAAUCUAAAUGAAUUGUAUUCUACGAAUAUUAUUCCUGCAACAAACAACUUCAGCCUAACUCAAGGUAAUCUAGACGCAGAGUCCACCUUCUUAAACAAUGAGCACCGUCGCUUAAAGGAAAAACUUGCAGCAAUUCAACGUCGAGAACAAGAAGUGAGAGAAAACGAGGACAGAUCAGAAAAACUUUCUUUCCAACUUGAACAAGAGAAAGUCAAGAUGGAGAUGGAGCGAGAAGUUGUUCUUCAAGAAAAGAAAUCUGCGUCUAGAAAAGUCGAAGAAGCUGAAGCUAUCCAGCAAGAAUUGCAGGCAAUGCGGCAGGCUCAGCAGGCAAAAUUAUCACAAAUAAAGUCACAGACUGCUGCCCUUCAUGGAAAUCAAGAGAGAAUGGAAAAGGAACGGCAAAGGCUCGACCUAGCCAAAAAAGACGUUAUGCAUUAUGUACAAUUGGGAUUAUGUCCAAGUUGUCAUAGUAAGAGAGGAAAUGAAAUUAUUGCGGAUCUUGUUAACAAAUAUUCUGCAACUAGUCGUGUUCCAGGCGAUGGAGGAGAAGGCUAUACUAACAAUAGGAUGGAAAAACAUAAUAGUAUAAGCCUGGCUCCAUUAUCUGUUCUUGCUCGUCUGACUGCUGCUCGGGAGCACGAAAAUUUUGAGCGAGAGAAGAGGCUGCAACAGAUUUCAGCAAUAGAAUCAUCUUGAAAAUUAUAAUAUCAGACGCCUUUAGUUUUGCAAAUCGUGACCAUGUGCUGAAUUCUUUCAGGGUGUGGUGAAUAUUAGCUACAUUGUAAGAAAUAUAUUGAAUAUAAUGAAAUUUCCUUCAAAUUUUAGAUGAAA